AUGAUUCAGAUUGAAAUGUUGAUUUUCGUUACCUUGAAUGAUCACGAAGAUAAAUCUCACGAUUCCUUGAAGUUGGUAUUUGAAGAUGAGGCGACAAUCGAGCAGCUUCAAGAUAGAAUUCUCUCUAAUUUCCGAGUUGCGAUAGAUUGCCAACGGAUAUUCGAUGGCAAUGCUCGUCGCAUUGAUAUGUUAACUGGUUCAUUGAAAAAUGCAGGAAUUCAAAAUGCUGAUACGUUGAUUGUGAAACAUGCAGACCUUCCAUGGUGGAACCUGUACAAAGACUGUGUUGAGCAAGUGUUACAGCGGUGCUCGAACAAAGUUGAAAUCGCAAAGGAGGCUGUUCAACAUCAUGAACUUUUAACCGAAAGCGGAUUCUUCAAGGUCUACGUCCAAUUCAACACCUUUCGCAGAAAAAAUCAUACUAAAGUCGCUGCUUGGACUGAUGGUGACGUGGGAUUGAUUCGUAAAGCGACGGAGGAGUAUUUCCACAAUCUCCAUGAUCAGAGCAGAGGAAACAAAGAUUCCAAAUUCACUUGUUAUUUUGAAGAACGAGACGAGGACUUAGGAGGAAGACCAACAAACACACUUGCGUUUGUCCAGAUUCAUGGAGAAGACUCUAUUACAAAAUACAAUGUAAAGUGCCACCAUUAUGGCCCAAAAGGUUUGAGCUCAGGCCAGGUGCCGGACGUCUCCGAAUUCUUCUGCUAUAAAUUAUUAGCAUUAAUCGGUGUCGGCCCCGAAUCUCAUAUUAUUCCUCCUUCCAUAUCGACUGGAACCAAAACGAGCACAUACAUUGCUACUCGAUGGGACGACAGAUUUGAACUCCUUGAAAACGUUAUUGAUGAGAACAGCCUUAGCGCGGACGUCGUUGUCCAAUUAGUUAUGCUAAGAGUGCUCCUAUUCAUUUCUGAUUUACAUGAACAGAACUGCGGAAGGUGGAAAGGAACGCAGAGCGCAGCAAUAGUUGAUUUUGCCCCGACAGGCGAUUUCCAGGUUUAUGAAGAUAUCAAAAGCAGACUAAUCACAACUUUUCCACACAAUGGAUGGAAGAGACAAUAUUCUGAUGUGAAAAAUCAACACGACGACAAAUCGUGGUUGAACAUCGCAAAAGUUUAUCUGGAUAAAUGGGAUCUCUCAAACAAGAUCGAAUUGGCUCGUGAACAGUUUGACCCAACUAAAGGCAUCCUUAAAGCUUUGGAAAUUGGCUUUAAAAAACGGCAUUUUCGGGUUAGCCCUACCGACCAACUGAACGAGUACAUCGACACAUUGCACAAAAAUCUGGAGCAUCUUCAGACUCUUUUAAAUUCUGUUAUUUAG
Messenger RNA from Auanema sp. JU1783, 1317 nucleotides. The record is from the annotation of a GenBank genome assembly. Lineage: Eukaryota; Metazoa; Nematoda; Chromadorea; Rhabditida; Rhabditidae.